AUGCAAGGAGAACCUGCCUCUACACCUACAUCAUAUAAACUAGUUGAAUACGACAAUACUAUAUAUGAAAUACCUAUUCGAUACAUUGACCAAGAAAAUGUGUUGCUUUUGAGCGACAUACAAGCAUUACUACCAAACGCAACGGCCCUCUUGACCAGCUCUAAACUGAUUCCAUUCAAGCUUCAUCCUGACCACCAUACAGAGCUAAUACCGAAAAGAAUCUCAAUACCCGAUAUAAAUGGCAACAGCGUGAUUUGGCAAGCUCAUGUGCCAGAAGAGAAUGUAUCCACCUUAAUGGAAAUGCAGAGAAAGAUAGAUCAGCUUGGUGAAAAGAUGGAUCGAUUAUACAUGUCGUUGGUGCAGUCAUCUUCAGAUAGCAGUGAUGAUGAUGUAUCAGUAGUAGGAGCCAGUAAUGCCCAUACAAAUACUCUCGCUAUAGAUAACCAUCACAACGAAGACAGUAACCAGCAUGAAGAUCAAAAUGAAAGCACACGAAUCGAUGAUACAUUAGAUACUACCAGAGGUCAUAUGUCCCGGUCAAACAGCCCACCACCUGCCUUUUCAACACCUUCACAUCUAUCUGUUGCUGCCAAUGGUGUUGGUGCUUCUUCUUCAGCAUCUUCAUCGUCAUCUGCAAUCCACCAACGUCAACAACAACAACAGCAGCAGCAGCAGCAUGAAGCACCACCAUCCUAUGAAACAUCAGUAUUGAGUACAAUAAAAGCAUUAAACGCAAAGUUACGACUGUACGAAUCACAUAUAUCCAAUCGACACAAAUCACCCAAAUGGCUUGCGAAGCGUGAUGAGUGGAUCUCUCGAGAACCAGACAGCAUAGAGCAAAUUGCAUUUCAAUUAGUGCAGUUGGAGAUGGCCCUUUUAUGGACAGCAGUAACGGAGUCAUGGAUACAAGAGCGGGAGACAUGGUUGACAUUGGUAGCGAGCUCACAAUCAGAGAGACAUUUGGCAGGAGCAAUCAUCAAUUUGGAGAGACACACCUUGGUGAUGGAUGAUGAGUGGCAGCAAAUAAGAGAGAGAUGGGUGAAUGAUCUUUUGGAGAUGGUGGUGUUGCCCCUAAGUCAUGGCUAG
Mucor velutinosus is the source of this 1086-nucleotide messenger RNA. RefSeq names its product Bud site selection protein 6. The record is from RefSeq and is a predicted model, not a curated record. The coding region runs from base 1 to 1086 and encodes 361 amino acids. NCBI's taxonomy places the organism in Eukaryota, Fungi, Mucoromycota, Mucoromycetes, Mucorales, Mucoraceae. The transcript has a single exon.